This is a messenger RNA of Acinonyx jubatus (cheetah), 3131 nucleotides long. It is a transcript of the gene GPHB5, whose product is annotated as glycoprotein hormone subunit beta 5. Gene Ontology annotation, cellular component: extracellular region; cytoplasm. The coding region runs from base 2166 to 2558 and encodes 130 amino acids. The record is from RefSeq and is a predicted model, not a curated record. Gene Ontology annotation, molecular function: hormone activity. NCBI's taxonomy places the organism in Eukaryota, Metazoa, Chordata, Mammalia, Carnivora, Felidae. The transcript is spliced from 2 exons. Gene Ontology annotation, biological process: G protein-coupled receptor signaling pathway; regulation of thyroid hormone receptor signaling pathway.
UAAAAAACUUCUUUAUUUAGUAUUAUUUGUUUAAUGUGCUUCUUAUAUGUCUCUGGCUAUGUCAUUAUUUGCUGUGAUAUGUAAACUCCUAAGGGCAGGGAUGAUGUCUGCUUCAUUUAUUUUUUAGAGCACCCAGAAUAAUGCCAUGACCAACAAGGUUUUUAAUCCAUUUGUAUGCUACUGUUGUAGAUUGGAACAGAAAUUGCAUCCCAUGCUCAUAAAGAAUACUCUUUCAUUCUUAGACUUUCCAGAGCCAGAAAUCUAAUGAAAUAUUUCUAUUAGGACACCAUUCAAUAUCAUUACAUGCAGCACAAAUGUAUACUUAUUGGUUUAUUUUAAUUCCUGAAGUAUCAAUAUUAAUUGAUUUUCUGUUAUAAAAGCUGCCCAAUGUAGAAAAUGCGAAAUAUGCUGAAAACUAUAUGAAAGAAAUGAAAAAUCAUCUUUAAUUCCCAUGCCAGAAGGUAAUCACAUCAAACAUUCAAACUUUUUUUUAUAUGACUCAUUUUAAAGUGUUAAUAUUAUCUAAUACUUAACUGAUUUUAAGACUUUCAAAAGGUUUCGUCCUUUUGAUUUCCACCCUUUCAGUUAGUGAUCCUGUGUUCUUUCCAGGAAGAAUUAUCGUUUUGUUAUUUUCAAUGUAUUGAAAUGUUCUGUGAAUUAAGGGAAAGCGUUUGCUGUCAGCUGCUAGUAACUGACUCCUGCUUCGAAGGAAAAGCUGUGGUGCCCGUGAAGGGAAAUUAAUCCAUCUUGCCCCAGUGCAUUUGUUCCCCUGAGAACCAGGUGAACUACUUUUGACUGUUUCCCUAGGAUUAUGUCACCCACCAAGGUAACUUUCUGUUUCAGCAGGUGAUGUUAAGAAACAAAACAACACCCUGUAAGUUAAUCAGUUUUGGAAAAUAGAGACUGGCUUUAUAUCCCAAGGCUUUGAUGUGUUUAGUGGUUCCUGUAGGGAUCUGCCUCUCUUUUGUUUUGAUUGACAAGACCCUUCCUAUAUAUUUGAGCAGUCAAGCAGCCCAGUGACAGAGGGUAGAGACAUUUACCCAGAGCAAUCUUCUAUCACUCAUCGUGAUUUUCAGGAAUCUUGGGUGCAAGUGUGAACCUUAAAAGGAGUUAGCUCCAGCAAGAUCAGGUAAGUGCUUCUCCAUAUUUGUAACUUCAUUCCACCAGAAGGGAAGUCUGAAGAACCCUGCUAAGGUGACAGAUCAGAAGUGGAUCAGUAGAAGUGCAUCAGACCGAGAGAUCAGAUUUCAAAGUAAAUAACUUUGCAGCAAUAAUGAAUGAUUUUAAGCAACAACAAAUUGAGGAUGUUCCAUAAAUGCAGUGUCCACUCUUACUUUAACAUCCAGGUAGGCUCUGUCCAGCGGGCCAAGCGUGAAGGGAAUGAUUCUGGCUCCCGGAAAAGCACAGAAAGUGACCAAGACCCAGAAAGAAUAGACCUGACAGUAAAUUGGGAUUAUGUUUUAAACACUUCUAAUGCUUUCCAAUAUGUAGGUUUAAACCGAAUCACAACCGGGUGCCUAUUACAGGGGAGGCAUAGAGCAGAGGCAAUUGGUAGCUAAUACGAUACAUUUUUAUGAUGUCGCCAAGUCAGGUGCCAGGUUUCAUAAUAUCUUGUGCAUACCCAUGUUUUAUGGUGGGUUGGGUUAGUAACCAUACAUCUGGGGCAUACAGUUUUCAUUUAUCUACGCCCCUCCGAUUUUCCAGCCACGACACUGAAAGUGUAAUUUUGUGUAGGUAGGUGACAGGGCACCAAGUACCCUAGAUCUGAGCAUAAAUAAUUUCAUGUGUUAUGUUAGGGUAUGCAUUACUUUUGGUGUGACUCAUAUUUUGAAUUUAUUUUGAAGAGACCAUUGGAACAAACUUCUUGAACACAUAAGUUAAGUCCAGCAGUUGGGUUGCAACAAGGAAAAGCCUGAGGAUGCCCUGGGAGGUUUGGGUGUCUAAUGAGCACAAGGAGUCCAUGGAAACCAUACUGGAGUCAGGGAGAAGAAAAUUCGGGCACUGUGUUGGGAGUCUGUGGGCGUUUACACAUACUUGGCUCAUUUCUUCCGAAAUGCUAAGAGCAAGGUGCCUUUGACAAUGACCAUCAUAUCAUUGGUCGCCCCCUGGAAGAACGCUGGCUCUGUUAAUAAACUCUCUUCCCUUUCCCUCUCUGAAGGAACGCCAUGAAGCUGGCAUACCUUUUCCUCGGCCCCAUGGCCCUCUUCCUCCUAGCUGGCUGCAGCUGUGUUCUCAGCACGUCCAGUGGGAACCUGCUCACCUUUGUGGGCUGUGCCGUGAGGGAGUUUACUUUCCUGGCCAAAAAGCCUGGCUGCAGGGGCCUUCGGAUCACUACGGAUGCCUGCUGGGGCCGCUGUGAGACCUGGGAGAAGCCCAUUCUGGAACCCCCCUACAUUGAAGCCCAUCAUCGAGUCUGUACCUACAACGAGACCAGACAGGUGACGGUCAAGCUGCCCAACUGCGCCCCUGGAGUGGACCCCUUCUACACCUACCCCGUGGCUGUCCGCUGCGACUGCGGGGCCUGUUCCACUGCCACCACGGAGUGCGAGACCAUCUGAAGCUGGCGUGGCCUACAGAACACAGCUGGCAGCUUUGAGCUUCACGGACCCAGGUGCACGGGCAGCCUGAGCAGCUAUACCCCCUGGAUUCAAGGACUGUUUAAUUCUGACCACCUGUGGAGGAGGUUAUCCAUCUCCCUUAGGCCCAACUCUGGCCUAAGGCCCAGAGGCAGCAUACUGAUGCUAAAAAUCCAAAACAACAUUUGUGUUUUCGCUGAAAUAAUUUCUCUGGUUCACACACUUGCAAAUUAAUUUAUCUUUGCCUUGAAUCUCAGAACAUAAUUUGUAUAUACCACAAUCCUCCUCCAAUCUGGAUUUAUAAUACGCCAAUAGUUUGAGGGCAGUGGGAGUAAUUAGGAAAUGGGUCUAGAAAGUCUUUAAAUUCCCAUCUCUUAUUUAACAAUUGGUCUUCAACUAGAUUUAGGAUCAAAGGGCCAGAUAUUAAUAAAACCAAGGCUUUGUCCUCAAGCCCCCAAAGAAAAUCCAAUUGCAAGCUUCCUUAGAGAAAAUACUCCCUCCUUCCUUUAACUGAGCACUUAUCUCAGGUUAAAAAGUGCUCAGAUUAAAAAGAGG